Molecule: messenger RNA, 1083 nt
Organism: Klebsormidium nitens
Lineage: Eukaryota; Viridiplantae; Streptophyta; Klebsormidiophyceae; Klebsormidiales; Klebsormidiaceae
Source: the annotation of a GenBank genome assembly
AUGGCAUCUGAAGCAGUUAGGCAAGUGCUCUGCGUAACUGCCAUGGAGGUUGUCCUGCUCAUCGUAGCAGCUGUGAUGUACAAGCUAGCUCACGGGACCACCAACAAUGUCAUUUCGGACAUGUUUGGCAUAGGGAGCUGCACAGUGACCAACAUUCUGCAUGAAUUUGUGGAUGCUGUGCUGUCCAUCUUGAAACCUCAGUACUUAAAGUGGCCCAGCACCCUGCCAGAGCUUAGGAAGAUGGCAAGUGGAUUCAUGCGCCUGAGAGGGAUUCCUCGGGUAGUGGGGGCAAUAGAUGGCAGCCAUAUUCCAAUCAUUGCCCCUAGAGAGUGGCCAGCGGAUUACUACAAUCGGAAAGGGUAUCAUUCUAUCCUACUCCAAGGCAUAGUUGACUUCAAUAGCUGCUUCUGGAACUACGAUAUUGGGUGGGCUGGUAGUCUUCAUGACUACAAUCUCUUCAAGCGAAGCAAGGCCUUUGAUCGCUGCGAGGAUGGGUCUCUGCAAGGGUUCUCUCUAGUUGGUGACGCAGCAUACCAACCCCGGACCUACAUGCUUACUCCCUUCUUGGGGUGCAAAGAGGGUCUCAGCAGAGAGCGUGCUUUCUGGAACUUCAUUCAAAGCAGCACUCGAAUGCCCGUGGAGUGCGCCUUUGGAAUCUUAAAGCUUCGCUGGUCCAUUCUCCUCAAGCGCUUGGACGUCGACACCGCUUUCGCUCCCAAUCUCAUCGCUUGUUGUCUCGUCCUCCACAACAUCUGCCAAGUGCACAAGGACGAGAUCAAUGAGGAGUGGUACCGCGAAGCGAACGAGAUCCUUGGCGCAGCGUCUUCAAUGAACACCCCAUCCGAUGUCGAGCACCAGCCGCCACCUCGAAGCAACGCGCGUGGGCCAGUUGGGACAGACUUGGGCUCCGAUGGAGUUGAUCUUGACGAGGAUGAGCCAGUUGAGGAGAAGACUGCGUACCGACUUGGGGUUCAAUACCGCGAAACCCUCUGCAGGCUUCUGUACGACCAAGAGCGGGCCCAUAAUGCUAGCUCGGUUGGCAUCCAAGUACAGUCCGAGGACGAGAUGGAAGUUGAUGAAUAG